Molecule: messenger RNA, 987 nt
Organism: Planococcus citri (citrus mealybug)
Lineage: Eukaryota; Metazoa; Arthropoda; Insecta; Hemiptera; Pseudococcidae
Exons: 3
Coding region: 308-823 (171 amino acids)
Source: RefSeq, a predicted model, not a curated record
UAGUCGACUACACAUACAAGCUGUGAAUAAAUGUGUAACAUUUUAAAAACAUCUGCAAGUUUAUAAUCGUUUCAAUCUCGUGUUUUUCACCGGGUCAAGUGUUCGACGUUUUCGAGAUUUUUUUUUACCGGAGGUGUUUUUCGAGUUCGCGAAAACAUGCUAUUUCGCGGACAGUGAUAAGUGUUUCGCGGUGAUCGGGUUACAACGUACGAAUAGCUUGAUGAUAAGAUUCGGGUUCCGGUGCUAGAAGAACACACGGAAGGAAAUACUUUUUAGAUUGGAAUGGCUAUAAGCUUGUGAACCAUCAAUGUCUUGGCAACCUCCAAAUUAUCCAAAAGGAUGGGGGAAACCGCCUCCUCAUACUCCAUCUCCUAUUCCAUUCCGUCAGAUGUACACACCAUCGCCUCCUCAUAUUACAUCCUCUAAACAUUAUCCUGCUGGCUCACCAUGCAUGUCUCCGACAAGCAGCUCAGCGUCGUCUUCGAGAUUGCCGCCUCCUUAUAUCCCUUGCCCCAAACCCACACGUCCUUUAGCGAUUUCUCCCUUAGCCAUGCCGGUGUAUCUGCCUGAUCAGCAUGGUGGUCCAUCUCAACAUAUUAAUCCUACGCAAAAUUAUUUAUAUCAAGAUAACCACAUGCCAGCCAAUGUUUACUUAGAGCCACUUAGUUCGAUAUUGCACGAAAAUUCAUACAACGACCAAAACGAUGGCAGAUCAACCGCUGAGAUUAUCGCUAAUCAAUCUCAAGAUUACGUUGAUGAAAAAUUGGCAGAGUAUCAAGCGACGAUAUUCCAGUUGCAAGGUACCACCGUUGUGUACAUGUAGUACAUAUAACACGUAAAUAACUAACAUCGUCUCGCUGUUUCUUUCGUUUUAUGUUUUUCGUUUUGCUUAUCAUCGUAACUCAAUAAAUUCUAUUAAUAUUUAUUACGAAGUAAUACAUAUUAUACUAAUAUCAUUCGAUGAAACAAACGUAUUUAUUUACGAUA